Molecule: messenger RNA, 318 nt
Organism: Penicillium maclennaniae
Lineage: Eukaryota; Fungi; Ascomycota; Eurotiomycetes; Eurotiales; Aspergillaceae
Exons: 2
Coding region: 1-318 (105 amino acids)
Source: RefSeq, a predicted model, not a curated record
AUGAUUCGCAAUUCUACAUGGAUUAAUUGGAUUACGUGGAUUACGGAAGAACUGCAGAUGGUCGCUCGUGAUAUCGAGAAGGCAGGCAUUGUCUUCGUUAUCCAGGUCUUCGUGACAAAGUUUCCCGGUCUCAGCAUUGCGCUGGGUCGGCCUGAUUGGGAUAACCUCUUCCAGCAUGCCCUGUUAGGCGCCCAAGGAGAGAGCGCUAUUGGUGUAUGUGGGCCUCUUACUCUUUCGAUCGAGGCUCGUAGCAAGGUUGUCGCAUUGAAUAGAGAUGGCCAUCGCGGUCUUUAUCUGCACGUCGAGAGCUUCUCGUGA